Molecule: messenger RNA, 1656 nt
Organism: Aspergillus niger
Lineage: Eukaryota; Fungi; Ascomycota; Eurotiomycetes; Eurotiales; Aspergillaceae
Exons: 5
Coding region: 1-1656 (551 amino acids)
Molecular function (GO): oxidoreductase activity, acting on the CH-OH group of donors, NAD or NADP as acceptor
Source: RefSeq, a predicted model, not a curated record
AUGUCAUUCAUCCCUCCUGUCGUCCACGAAUGGACUCAAACUGCCCUGGCCAAUCUGCCUCCUCCAGUACAGCAGGCAUUGCUGCACCCGCUGGUUCCUAAAGCUCUCGCUGCCAUCCUAGCUUUCACUGCACUGCGCCAAACCAACCGCGCCUUCAACUCGCUAUCCCUUAGCAACUUCAGCACCCGGAAAUGGGACAACGCCCGCGAACUCGUCCUCCUCACGGGCGGAUGCAGCGGCAUCGGUAAACAAAUCAUGACAGAACUAUCCAGCCACGGCGCGAAAGUCAUCAUUCUCGACAUUAAUGAACCCUCCUUUAAGCUCCCACCCAACGUCCACUUCUACAAAGCAGACAUCACCUCCUCCGCCGCGCUGCACCCAGUCGCCGAACAAAUCCGGCGCGAACAUGGCCACCCCACAGUCCUGGUGAACAACGCGGGCGUUGCCAACGACGGGACAAUCCUCGACGAAACCGAGGCGAAAAUCAGAUUAACGUUCGAAGUUAACGCGAUAUCGCACUUUCUCAUGGUGAAGGAGUUCCUCCCCGCUAUGAUUGAGCGCAAUCAUGGCCAUGUAGUGACAGUGGCUAGUUUGGCUAGCUUCAUGUCUCUCGGGGAAAUUGUGGAUUAUAGUUGUUCGAAGGCAAGUGCGUUGGCGUUUCAUGAGGGGUUGGGGCAGGAGUUGAAGUAUUGGUAUAAGGCUACGGGGGUGAAGACUAGUGUGGUCCACCCACUUUGGGUCCGCACACCCAUGAUCCAGCAGCUUACGGAUGCCGGGAAGCAAUUCAAACAGCCCGUUUUGACGGUGGAGAGGGUGGGGAAUACGAUUGCGAAGCAGAUUCUGUCUGGAAGGAGUGGACAGAUUAUUCUGCCUGAAUCAUUGUGGUGGAUUAGUUUGGUGCGGGCGUGGCCGACGUGGUUGCAGGAGACGGCGAGGGGGUUGGCAUCGAAGGAUUUGGUCAAUUUGAGGGCGUGGCAGAAGGAGAACGAUUCAUACAUCAUCUACGUUGCAUCCAUCACAAAGUCUCCCCCAACCACCCCCUCACCCUCAUCCCCUGCCCCGUCUCCUCCUUCUCCCCAAUAUACAAAUUAUAAAUGGGUGCCACAUGUCCCUCUCCCUCCCCAACACAAAACUCCACCUCCCCUGCAAAUCCCUCCCUCAACUUCUCCACGAACCCCUCAAUCACAGGCAACAGAAUCUCCCUCCCGCCACCACAAACCAACACCUUCUCCACGGGUAAGGUCUCAAACCACUCCGCUGGUGCAGUGGACAAAUCCGUAUAAUGGUCCCGUUCCCCGGACCCAAGGGUGCGAUCAUGAUUGCUCCGCGGAGGGAUUCUUGGCAGGGGAUGGGGGUGAUCUGAGGGUGGGGAUGAGCGAGGUGGGAGAGGACUCCGCCGACGAGGUUCCCCCCUGCGGAAUCCCCGCCAAGGAGAAUUUGGGAAGGGGAGUGCGUGUUAAGGAUGUGGCGGAGAGCGGAGGUUGCUUGGCGCAGUUGCGUUGGGUAAGUGGCCCCCGGGGCGAGAGUGUAGGUGAGCGUAAAGAUGGAGAGCGAUUUAUUGUGGAAUUUACGCAGGUGGGUGAUGAGGUUCAGGAAGAACUGGAAGUAGCCUUCGUUGGCGGGGAGGGUGAAGCCGCCUCCUAUAUCUGUUGUUAG